GAGCCGGGACACCAAGGGAAGAAGCCAGAGGGAGAUCGCGGAGGGGAGGGGGCGGGAGGGGGGUGGGGGAUCCCGAGUCGCCCGCGAUCUGGAGUCUGGAAGGACCUGGAGCUGCGCCAGGCGACCCGCCUCGCCACAACUUGCCCAGACGAGACACGUUUCAUUCUGCACCCUGCAAGAAGGAGCCGGUCAGCCUCUCUCCGCGCUGCUGCUCCUCGGCCUCCGCGGGCCCUGCCCGGAUUAGCAGCGACCCUGGGGUCUGGGUCCCCUGUGUCGCCCCCGCCUGCCUGCAGCGCCCGGAACCUGCCCAGGAGCGCGCAGCUGGGGUGGUAGGGAUAUAUCCGUGAGCAAGAGAGACCACAGCCCCUGUUCCCGCUGAUCCUGCAGCCCAGUGGAUGGAGCCCAGAGUCUACAGAUCUGUCAGGAAAGAAAAAAAAAUUCCUGAUGUCUCGUCCAAGCAGGAAUUCCCCGGUGGAUUGGGGAAUGUCUGGCUUUUCCUCAGCUUAUUGAUCUCUGUGGUAACCACUGGAGGCCCCCAGAAGACCCACAAAAAUGAGAGGCCUGAGGUCUACAAGUUGCUGCUAGAAAUAUUUUAGCCUCUCCAAAACCCAGAAUGCAGCCCCGACCCACGUUUGCAAGGGUCCUGGGCGCAUGCUGACCGCGCGCGGGCGAACGCGCCCUUUGCUCCAGGUCCGGACCUGGGCGCUGCCAUAGCAACGUCCUGGACGCCCAGACCUUAGGCCGCCGCCGCCGCCGCGGAAGCAGGGGACCCGGCCUUCUCCCGUUCCUGAGGGCUGUGGCGGCGGCGGCCCGGGAGGCGGCCCGGGCUGGGUAGAGGAGACCGCCCCGUUCCCCGUAAGCAAGCAGCGGCGGCAGAUUGGCUUGCAAGCAUGCCCUUCCAGAGGCAAGUCUACUACCGGCUCUCCAGCGGCCCAGGGGGGCCUGACGCCGCCGCCGCCGGCGCGGCCUCCGAGGCUUGUGCGCCCCCCAGUUCGGCUUUGGGGCCCCUGCCCUUCUUCCAGUUCAGGCCGCGGCUGGAGAGUGUGGACUGGCGGCGGCUGAGUGCCAUCGACGUGGACAAGGUGGCGGGGGCCGUGGACGUGCUGACGCUGCAGGAGAACAUCACGAACAUCACCUUCUGCAAGCUGGAGGAUGAGAAGUGCCCGCACUGCCAGUCGGGGGUGGAUCCGGUGCUGCUGAAGCUCAUUCGUCUGGCGCAGUUCACCAUCGAGUACCUGCUGCACUCACAGGAGUUCCUCACCUCGCAGGUGCACACCCUGGAGGAGCGGCUGCGCCUGAGCCACUGCGACUGCGAGCAGAGCAAGAACCUGCUCUCCAAGCAGGCGGGGGAGAUCAAGAUGCUCAAGGAAGAGUGCAAACGCAGGAAGAAGAUGAUCGCCUCCCAGCAGCUGAUGAUCGAGGCCAGAGCCAACUAUUACCAGUGCCAUUUUUGUGACAAGGCCUUUAUGAACCAAGCUUUCCUACAAAGUCACAUUCAACGCCGCCACACUGAAGAAAAUUCUCGUUUUGAGUCUCAGAAAAACGCACAGAUUGAGAAGCUCCGGAGUGAGAUUGUCGUAUUGAAGGAAGAGCUGCAACUCACCAGGUCUGAGCUAGAGGCUGCACACCAUGCCAGCGCAGCUAGAUUCUCCAAGGAAUAUGAAAUGCAGAAAACAAAAGAGGAAGACUUUUUGAAGUUAUUUGAUAGGUGGAAAGAAGAAGAAAAAGAGAAACUAGUUGAUGAAAUGGAAAAAGUCAAGGAGAUGUUUAUGAAGCAAUUUAAAGAAUUAACUUCGAAGAAUUCAGCAUUAGAAUACCAACUGUCGGAAAUCCAGAAGUCCAAUAUGCAAAUCAAGUCCAACAUAGGCACAUUAAAAGAUGCACACGAGUUUAAAGAAGACCGUUCUCCAUAUCCCCAGGAUUUCCAGAAUGUCAUGCAGCUCCUUGAUAGUCAGGAAAGCAAGUGGACAGCACGAGUUCAAGCUAUUCAUCAAGAACACAAGAAAGAGAAGGGUCGGCUCAUGUCACAUAUAGAGAAACUUCGAACCUCAAAGAUAGAUGAUCUAAAUGCAAGCAAUGUUUUCUACAAGAAAAGGAUAGAAGAGCUAGGGCAGAGAAUCCAGGAGCAGAACGAACUGAUUCUAACUCAGAGACAGCAGAUUAAAGAGUGUACCUGUAGUCCGUUAAACAGUGUCAGUGAACUCAAAGGAACUUCUUUAGCCUGGCAGGCUUUUGAAUCUCAGCCACCUGCUCCAGCUGUGCCCAUGAAUGCCCCAGCCCUGCACACUUUGGAAACUAAAUCAAGUCUGCCAGUGGUGCAUGAACAGGCAUUCUCGUCGCACAUACUGGAACCAAUAGAAGAACUUUCAGAGGAAGAAAAAGGAAGGGAAAGUGAACAGAAAUUAAAUAACAAAAUGCAUUUAAGGAAAGCUUUGAAGAGUAACUCCUCCCUCACUAAGGAACUAAGAACAAUGGUGGAGCAGAACUUGACGGAGAAGCUGGAAACCUUGGGGAUCGACGCAGAUAUACAUGGUAUUUCAAGUGAACAAUUGCAUAGAGUACUAAAAAGUGUGGAAUCACAAAGACGUAAGCAAGAAAGAGAAAUACCUAACUUUCAUCAAGUUCGAGAAUUCCUUGAACACCAAGUCAGCUGUAAAAUUGAGGAGAAAGCACUGCUAUCUUCAGAUAAGUAUAUUAUUUCUCAAAUGGAUACCCUUUCAACUGGAGAAGUACCCAAAAUGAUACAACUUCCUCCCAAAAACAGACAACUGAUUAGACAAAGAGCUGUUUCUACUGAUAGGACAUCUAUUUCAAAAAUUAAGAAAAAUAUCAUGGAAGAUCAUUUUCCCAGAAAGUCUUCAACUAUUACCACCCCUCCCUUUAGUUCAGAGGAGGAGCAGGAGGACGACGACCUCAUCCGGGCAUACGCAUCCCCAGGGCCACUUCCUGUGCCGCCAUACGCAUCCCCAGGCCCACUUCCUGUGCCGCCAUACGCAUCCCCAGGCCCACUUCCUGUGCCGCCAUAUGCAUCCCCAGGCCCACUUCCUGUGCCGCCAUCGCAAAGCAAGGGCAGCUGCAGGAAGAACGCAGUCAAAAGUGACGCGGACGGGACCGAGGGAAGCGAAAUCGAGGACACUGAUGAUUCUCUCAAGCCCGCAGGAGCCUCCAUUAAAACACCAACUGAAAAAGUUGAAAAGAUGUUUUCACAUCGCAAAAAUGUGAAUAAACCAGUUGGUGGAAUUAAUAUUCCUGAGAUGUUUAUCAAAAAAGAAGAAUUACAAGAACUAAAGUGUGCAGAUGUGGAGGAUGAAGACUGGGACAUAUCAUCCCUAGAGGAAGAGAUAUCUUUGGGGAAAAAAUCUGGGAAAGAACAGAAGGAACUUCCACCUGUGAAAAAUGAACCACAUUUUCCUCAUGUGCUAAACGCCUGGGGCGCAUUUAAUCCUAAGGGGCCAAAGGGAGAAGGACUUCAAGAUAAUGAAUCCAGCACAUUAAAAAGCAGCUUAGUAACCGUGACUGAUUGGAGCGACACUUCAGAUGUCUAAUUCCGCAUGUCAGAAGCCAGCAGUAUUUCAGUAUGACAGUGUUUCAGUAACUUGCCUCCAUGACUCCAGUGCUUCCGCCCUGCCAUGUCCCCCACAGCAACACAGGGUCUGAUGCAAAGAACAACCGUCUCUUUAAUGUCACCUGAUACAGUAUUGAAAAUCGGAUCCUUAACAGUGUUCUGAAGCGCAUACAGGUGUUUAAGACUUCUGCUGCUUAAAAAUAACAUGUCAUUGAAGUCAUAAAAAGUUUUUUCUUUAGAAUGGUACUCUAGUGUUAAGUGUAUUUUUUUCCAACUGUUUUUUAAGUGAUUUUUUUUUUUUUAAGCUUACAGCAGGUUUUGGUUUGAAUUACUGAAACUUUAAAAAAAUAUUUUUAUUAUGUAUGCUGUCACAUUGCAGGUGUUUAUAUUAUAAAAUUCUGGUAGUAGUCUUAAAAUUGAAUUAGUGGAACCACUAAUCACUAAAAGUUCAUCUAGUUAUUUUUCAUAUAGAAGUAAGCUUAAUCCAGGCAUGAUGGCAUUCACCUUUAAUCCCAGCGACUGGGGAGGCUGAGGUGAGAGGAUCGCUUGAGCCCAGGAGUUCAAGACCAGCGUGGGCAAUAUAGCAAAACUCCACCCUCCCACCCCCCAAAAAAGUAAGUUUAGAAUUAGAAUAUAGCUAGGCCCGUAUUAAAUACAUUUUCCUGAAGUACAUUUAUCACAUUUAGCUUUGAGCUACUGUAAGCAUGUUACUAUUAAAUGGUUGUUUUAUAUAGCAUAUUCUUUAUCUUGGAUAUUUUUUGAAUAAAGUGUAGUUAUUUUAAGUGCCAAUUUAUCAGACUAAAUAGAAAAUAUUUGAGUCAUUACUGAACUCAUUUUUUUUUACUUUUUAAAAUACCCAACAUGUAUUAUAAAAUAUCUCAAAAGUAAUCUAGUUAUAUUCUUAGACAAUGACAUUGCCAAAAAUCAGAGAUCAUAUAAACUGUUUUUUGCAUUUCUAUAACUUGGUGGUACUAUAUUCUCUUUCCAAGAAAAAGUAACCUUUUAACAAAAAGAUCUGUUGGGUUUUAGAUCGCUUUUCAUUUGUCAACCUUUUCAGUAAAGCCUUCCGUUACAUCA
Molecule: messenger RNA, 4642 nt
Organism: Saimiri boliviensis boliviensis (Bolivian squirrel monkey)
Lineage: Eukaryota; Metazoa; Chordata; Mammalia; Primates; Cebidae
Gene: DZIP1
Product: DAZ interacting zinc finger protein 1
Biological process (GO): cilium assembly
Cellular component (GO): cytoplasm; ciliary basal body
Source: RefSeq, a predicted model, not a curated record